AUGCAAAUUCCUUCUUCCGAGGAAGAGACAGUGAUUGUUAAAGUGUGCAAUAUCAACAAAGCGGAAAUUCGAAGAUUUUAUUUUUCGUGGGGAGAGGGGACUUGUUCAACAACGGAUUCAACUCCUCUACUGGAUGCUUUAAUGGCAAAAAUUAGACAUGUUUUUGGAAUCGGGAUCAGUUACACUACCCAAUCGGAGCAGAGUUCAAACAAUUUUUCAUUAAUUUAUAAAUAUUCCAUUCCAAACACAAUAAUAACGAAUAGCACAAAUAACAACAACGUGAAUGGUCAAAUUUUACAUGUAAAUUCUGAUGACUUGUUGCUGCAGUUAAUUAAACAUAGUUUAGAAACAAAUUCGGAUUUACGAUUAAUCAUGGAUCAUCAUUAUUCUGUCGUUGGACAGAACAAUACAACCUCGUUGAACUCCUUGUCAAACACAGCCACCACCACCACCACCACCUCUGUCGUCAGUAUCAAACCUACCGUUCCAAAACCAUUACCCACAAUUCCUGUUCACAGUAACAACAACCAAGCAACUGCCACUAAAACGACACCACCAAAAAUCACAACACAAGAAUUUACUUCAAAAAUUAUGGAAAAAACUAACAAUCUAAGUGAAACAGCUAGAGAAGAAUUAUUUGAAAAAUGUCUUAAAUUUAUUGAUGACUAUUUGAGGCGAGAUCGAUCCGAAAACAAAAAUAGUCAUGACGGUAGAGAACCAACAGAUGCUGGCACACCUUUGUCGUGCUUGUCGUCUUCAAAUUCUGCAUCUCAAGUCACAACACGCAUCGAGGAACAACCAUCAAACGGCAACAAAUAUGGACGAAAAUUAGCAACAUUUGUGGCUGAUCUCUCAAUCCCUGACCAUACCAAAAUGCAGCCAGGAGAACAUUUCAAGAAAACGUGGAAAUUUAAAAAUUGUGGACACACGACACUCCCCAAAAAUUCAAAGCUCAUGUUUCUUAAAGGAAAAAAGGAAAACCCCCUUAAUGCCCCUGAAUUUGUUGCUCUCAAUAAUAGAGAAAAUGAAAUUCGAGUUGGACAAGAAUUUCAAGUUUCUGUUGAUCUACAAGCUCCCUCAACUCCAGGCGUAUAUUCUUCCUACUUUAGAUUGGCCGAUGAAGAAGGAAUAUUCUUUGGUUACAAAGUAUGGGUAUGUAUCGAUGUUGUUCUCGAGAGUAAACAUUAA
Naegleria fowleri is the source of this 1188-nucleotide messenger RNA. RefSeq lists its product as uncharacterized. The transcript has a single exon. Bases 1 to 1188 code for a protein of 395 amino acids. Lineage: Eukaryota; Heterolobosea; Eutetramitea; Acrasida; Naegleriidae. The record is from RefSeq and is a predicted model, not a curated record.